AUGUCAUGGAAUGUAAAUGGUGUGUGUACAAAGCUUGAAAAGGGUAACGUGCACCAGUUGUUAUGUGGUUAUGAUAUCAUAGCUAUUAAUGAAGUGAAAACCCAGCUUCCAGUAAAUCUAAGUGGUUAUAAGUUGUACAGAAGUGAUGUAGUUGGCUCUGCUGCUCGUGGAGGCACAGUGGUGUUAGUUAAGAAUUGGUUGUCAGAGUCAGUGUUUGGUGUCGACACGAGUAAAGGCGACCAAGUGUGGAUGCAGAUGCGUAAUAUUCCUGGUGUAUUAUUUGGGUUUUGUUAUAUUCCACCUUCUGAUUCACAAUAUUAUUCUUUGAGUGCCUUUUCUUACAUAAAAGAGAAAUUGUCAGAAUUUAUGCCUAAAGGACAUAUCAUUAUUGGUGACAUGAACGCAAGAUUUGGCAAAAAUGUCAAGGACUUACUGGCGCCACUUAAUGUGUCAAAUAGCGAUGAAUUGUCAUAUCCUUUUGUUGCUGAUGAUAUAAAUGUACAGAAUGACAAUGCCCAGCUUCUCUCAGCAAUAUGUGUUGAAAAUUCUAUGCUUGUUAUGAACAAUUUGAAAACUGAACAGAAACAUUUUCUUGGAAAUAAGACAUUUCGGAGACGAGAUGCGUGGAUCUCAGAGGUUGACGUAUGCAUGGCAUCGUGUACUAUGAUUAGGUACAUAGAUGAUUUUUCUGUAGUACAACGCGUCGACCUGCCAUCAGACCACGCCCCCAUAACACUCACAGUCUCUGGCACUGGUAUGGACCUGGACAAUCUUAUCGACAGAACACGCCAAUUGGGAGACCACGCGGCUCUGUACAGUGUCAGUGUAAAAAAGAACUUGUUUAGAAGACCACUGAAAUUCAUGAAUAUUGAUAAAGAAGUGUUCAGCAAUGUUAUUUCCCAAAAAGACCUAAACUUUUUCAAUGGAAAUGUAGAAAUUUCAGAGGUAGAGAGUGGUAUUACAAACGCCCUAUAUUCGUGUGUGCAACAGAGUGUCUGUAGGAAUCAGAGAAGUGAACAGGUAGACAUGCAGCUUGGUAGGUGGGAAAGGUUGCUGAGUGACAGAGACGACAGUAGAGUUUGGAAAGCUAUAAAUUGGAAGGGCGAGUAUGCAAGUGAAAACAAUGGAAAUUCGUGUCCUAGCAGUGAUGAGUUUAAAGCCUAUUUCGAGACCAUCUUAAACGCGGAUACGGUUAAUGAUGAUGAUGUGGAAGUAACUACUGACGUGACAAUUCCUGUCUUAGACGAACAAAUCUCUGUCGCGGAGGUACAGCAACAGAUAAAGAGAAUGCAUCCUGAUAAGUCGUGUGGACCAGAUGGGUUGCCACCGGGUGUGUUUAGCUUGUUGCCAGCUCAGUGGGUAUUAGCUAUAGUAACUCUGUUUAACAACGUUUUCUUGUUUGGUAGUUACCCAUGUUCUUGGAUUAAGGCAAAAGUAUUCACUAUUUUUAAGAAGGGUGACAGACACAACCCUCAUAAUUAUCGUGGAAUCAGCAUCUUGAAUUCACUGGCAAAAUUGUUUGACAUGGUAUUGUGUGAGAGGUUGAGUCACUGGUUCAGACCACUGAGGGAACAAGCCGGGGCCCAGAGAGGUCGCGGCUGUAUAGAACACAUUGUUACGCUACGCUUGCUGGUUGAUACUGCUAGACGUAAAAAAGAAAAAUUAUUUGUCAUGUUCGUAGAUUUUUCAAAAGCUUAUGACUUAAUACCAAGGAACAAAUUGUUAACUGUGUUGAAAAGAUUGGGUUGUGGGAUGGUGAUGCUGGGGGCGCUGACCGCCAUGUACAGGGUGACACAAAGUGUGGUGGGCUCAGCAUUGUUUACUGCUACGCUGGGGGUGCGUCAGGGCUCCCCCACCUCCUGCAUCCUCUUCAUAAUCUACAUCAAUGAAUUGGUUAAAAUGAUUAAAGAACAGUGUAUGCCAGAGAGAUUUUUAGACUGGUUACAUGUCUUAGUUUUAAUGGAUGACACCGUGUUAUUGUCAACAAGUCGAGCUAAUUUAAUAAAGAAGGUUGAAAUAUUGGACCAGUUCUGUAGAGAUUACGGUAUGUAUGUAAACAACGCUAAAACUAGUUUCUUUGUUAUUCAUGGUGAUGACGGCGAUGCAGAUGCAAUUCAUGUGAACAGUUUGGUGAUUGAACACUGCCACAGUUACAUUUACUUGGGAUCACCAUUCACCAGUGAUGGGUCAGUGUCCUCAGCAGUUAAAGCACAUUCAACAGCAAAGUUGUGUCAUGUAUUAAAAUAUGUUUCAUUUGUUACAAAGAAUAAUGAUUUGCCUUGUAUUGUCAAACGUAGAGUUUUUGAGGCCGCUUUAAUGUCUGCAAUUCUAUACGGAUGUGAAUCCUGGGUUAGUGCUGAUUAUAAGCCUGUCACCAAACUGUAUAACUGGGCACUAAAACAAAUGCUGGGGGUUAGAAAAACAACGCCUAACAUAGUAUGUUACGCUGAGGUGGGUUUGCCAUCAGUCUCAGACCUUAUCAAAGUUAAGCAACAUAAAUUUUUUAGGAAUAUAUGGCUAGAAAGGUCAGGAAUGAAUGAUGAUCCUCUGAUACUGGCUAUAAGAGUAACACUUGCCUCACGUACACCUACAUCAAGAAAUAUAGACACCUUUAUUAAUACUGAGCCACUGAGUAUGUCAACAAUUAUAGAAAAUGUUUGUAAUGAUAUAGCACAUUCAGAUUCAUCCCGUUGCAAAACAUAUAAAGAGAUAAAUCCACAAUUUAAAGUACCUGACCUUUACAAACAAAAACAUCUAGUUAACGAUUUACACAGAAUAUCUUUUACCCGUUUCCGUCUGUGUGGUCACCGUCUUGCGAUCGAGACUGGGCGCUGGAACCGCAGAGGGAGAGGGCGUUUGCCAGUGGAGGAGCGGUUGUGUAGUUGUGGAGGAAUACAGACAGAGAGACAUGCGGUAGAAGUGUGUCCUCUAACAGCUCAUCUUAGACAUAUUUAUAAUGUCACUGUAUUAGAGGACAUAUUUGCUGAUACUUUUCCUCGUGAAAGUAUGUGUAAGAUGUUACAUGAGGUGCUAAAUGUCUUAGAAUAG
This is a messenger RNA of Scylla paramamosain (green mud crab), 3048 nucleotides long. RefSeq lists its product as uncharacterized. Lineage: Eukaryota; Metazoa; Arthropoda; Malacostraca; Decapoda; Portunidae. Bases 1 to 3048 code for a protein of 1015 amino acids. The record is from RefSeq and is a predicted model, not a curated record. Gene Ontology annotation, molecular function: catalytic activity. The transcript has a single exon.